GUUGAUCUGCGUAGUACAGUAUUAAUAUUUAACCAUCUGGUAAACACUUUUUUCAUCCUGUAGACGGGAUUUGUUUUCACAAGGGCCUGACAAGGCCUGCUGAUAUCUGAUGUGGGAGCGCGCUUGGCGGGCAAUGAAAAUGGCCGAAGAAGUGACAGCGCCCAGUAAAUGGACCAUUCUUGCCAACUGUAAAACGUCUAAGGCUCGCGCUGGAAUUUUGUCUCUUCCACAUUACGAUGUGCACACUCCCGUUUUUAUGCCGGUGGGAACCAAAGGGUGCAUGAAGGGAGUUCUUCCCGAACAACUCGAAGCUCUCCGCGUGCAAAUUCUUCUGGCCAAUACGUACCAUCUCGCCUUGAAGCCCGGUCCAGAGUUAUUAAGAAAGUGCGGUGGAUUGCACAAAUUUAUGAACUGGAAAAAUGGGAUGUUGACGGAUAGUGGCGGUUUUCAAAUGGUGUCAUUAGUAAAAUUGUCGAAAGUAUCCGAAGAAGGCGUGGAAUUCCUUUCUCCGUACGCCAGUGAACGCCCGGACGGUGACAGUCCGACCAAGUGGAGACGACUUCAGAAGGAUACGGUUGUGCCGCGGGCGAACACGUCCGACGAUGAGGCCAGUGUCGCGGAAGAUUCUGCGGGCGACCUUAUGCUGCUUAGCCCUGAGAAAUCCAUGGACAUGCAGAAUGCCAUCGGCGCGGAUAUUAUGAUGCAGCUGGAUGAUGUGGUGUCUAGUUUGACGACUGGGGAGCGUGUGGAAGAUGCAAUGGAAAGGUCUAUACGAUGGUUGCAACGUUGUCGAUCGGCCCAUAAGCGCCCCGAUGAUCAGUAUUUAUUCCCUAUCGUUCAGGGUGGACUGGACGCGGAGCUGCGUCGAAAAAGCGUGGAAGGGAUCGUCAAGUACGAUUGGGUUGGUUGUGCUGUCGGAGGACUAAGCGGCGGCGAAGCCAAAGACUCGUUCUGGCAAAUGGUGAAUACAUCCACGGAUUUGCUCCCGAAAUCCUUACCCAGAUACGUAAUGGGUGUCGGGUAUGCGGAAGAUUUGGUUGUUUGUUGCGCAUUGGGGGCGGACAUGUUCGACUGCGUUUUUCCAACAAGAACAGCGCGGUUUGGAUGCGCUCUCGUGGCUACAGGACAACUGAAUUUGCGCUUGAACGCUUACGCCAAAGAUUUUUCCCCCAUUGAUUCUGAGUGCCAGUGUCUUACCUGCCGGACUUAUACGAGAUCUUAUUUACAUCAUAUUGUAACAGACAUCCCGACAGCGGCACGACUGAUUUCGAUCCACAACCUUGCUUAUCAGAUGAAUUUGAUGGAGAGAAUUCGCGAGAGCAUUAAAGCCGGUACAUUUGCUGAUUUCGUUCAGGAUUUCAUGAAACGCCGAUAUACAGAGGCAGGACAGGACAUACCGGAAUGGAUUGUAAAUGCUUUGUUGUCAGUUGGAAUCAAGGUCGUCUCUGACAAGACACGGCACUCGAGAUCACCGGUAGUUGACAAUAUUUCCGUAAUCGAGAAGAAACGGAAGACUAUGGAAGGAGAACUGGCUUCCUAAAGAUACGUAGUCCAGGCAAGCAAGCAUUUAACCUUUGGCUGCCCGAUUAUUGUUUUAUGGAUAACAGAAUUAGGGUAAAUCUAGGCAGGCAGACUGUUUUGAAAGUUGUAUAAUUGCUUUGUGAUGGUUGUCUUUCCUGAGAUUUUCCCUUCAGAACAGCAUGAUAAGAUCCGCUGUUUGUAUUAGUAAGAAAGCAAAAAAAUAUCCAGACAAGGGUAUCAUUUGUUACCGGCUUGUUUGUACUUAUAUUUAAUAAAAAAUUGUA
Molecule: messenger RNA, 1805 nt
Organism: Paramacrobiotus metropolitanus
Lineage: Eukaryota; Metazoa; Tardigrada; Eutardigrada; Parachela; Macrobiotidae
Product: queuine tRNA-ribosyltransferase catalytic subunit 1-like
Exons: 9
Coding region: 110-1540 (476 amino acids)
Cellular component (GO): cytosol
Molecular function (GO): tRNA-guanosine(34) queuine transglycosylase activity
Source: RefSeq, a predicted model, not a curated record